UGGCUGGCGAGAAUAUUUGUAUUGAUGCCCUUUCUCCGUAACGUAGGUAGAUUGAACGAUGACAAGAUGUCAAUAUCUGUAUGCUUCAGUCCCUGGUUCCAUCGCUAUUUCUUGACCCGCAUACACACAAUGACCCAAGCAUGACAUCUGUUCCUCAUCCAUCUCUGCUGAAUCAGACCGCUGAUGCAGAGAACGCAUCGAGCGACGACAUCUGGGCCGCCUCACUUGCUGCUCCAUCAUUCCCAUCUGACCUACCAGCGCCUCCGAAGACAAGACUCGGGUCACAUUCGCUCUUUCUUCGAGACAUAAUCUUCGUCCUACGGGUAAGAUGUACUGAGUAUUUGCACGGCAAUGCAUUCUUUGACGACGAUUGUCGAGAGCGAGUGGUCGUUUCGAUCUGGGCCCGUGGUACGUGGACGUUCUCGCCUAUGAUGUGAAAGAGGGCUACGCGGGAGAAGAGUCGACGCUCAUGGAUGUUGUUGGUGUGUAGGAAUUAUCUCGUGCAGU
Messenger RNA from Aureobasidium subglaciale EXF-2481, 507 nucleotides. RefSeq lists its product as uncharacterized. The record is from RefSeq and is a predicted model, not a curated record. The coding region runs from base 81 to 437 and encodes 118 amino acids. Lineage: Eukaryota; Fungi; Ascomycota; Dothideomycetes; Dothideales; Saccotheciaceae. The transcript has a single exon.